Serendipita indica DSM 11827 is the source of this 1698-nucleotide messenger RNA. The record is from the annotation of a GenBank genome assembly. NCBI's taxonomy places the organism in Eukaryota, Fungi, Basidiomycota, Agaricomycetes, Sebacinales, Serendipitaceae.
AUGUCAAAUCUCGCUAUUAUCGACGACACCAACCCGGCAAUCCUUUAUUCUCCAGGCUCAUGGGUUGCAACAUCUACCGACACUAAUAGAGAGUAUAACUCUACUCUGCAUUACGCAACCUCUCCUGGGGCGACAAUCACCUAUCAAUUUCGAGGUCGGUCGGGCAUAUCGUCUUUUGAUAGCAUCGUGAAGCUAACAUGCAAAGGAACCGGAAUUUUUGUCUAUGGGACCAUCACUCAGCCCGUCACAAAUGGGUAUCCAAAGGCCACCUAUCAAAUUGACAAUGCUCGACCUGUCGUCAAUUGGAACACUGCAGGGAUGUUGCAAGAUGCCGUGAGCACCCAGUCACACGUCACACUCUUCAAAUCUCCACAAUAUCCAUACGGAGACCAUACAAUCACAAUCUCCGUCGACCAAGUCGAUCCGACAACAACUGGUCGGUUUAAUUUCGACUUCUUUGUCGUCACGGCCGUGACCGAGGAAGACGCUCGACGGGCGGGAGGACUCAUCAUUGUAGAUGAUAAGGAACCUGUCAUUCAGUAUGGUAAUGGGUGGACCUAUACAGGAGGUAAUAAGGCAGAGUAUCUGCUCAUGGUACACGGCUCUCCAGCUGGUGUGGAUGCGAUUGCCUCGUUUCCAUUCACUGGUACGAGUGUCUCCGUAUAUGCCACUCUUGACGGUGAUUAUGCUUCAAGACCUAUUGCCAGCUUUGCGGUGGAUGGUGGCACCCCAGACGAAGUUGUCCGAACCUUCACUGGUCCUGGACGCGUCACAAGGCAGUGUAACACUCAGCUGUUGGGACUCUCUGGUCUAGCUGACACUUCCCAUACUCUGACUAUCACUGCCCUCGGUAGAAACUUGCCGGGUUGGCGGCUAGACUAUAUCAUUUACGGCACACCAUUCCCUGCGCAUGGCACUGGCACUAGUAUCGCGAGUGGUGGUAGCAUCGGAGGGGAGGGGAGUGGGCUAACAAAUUCUCUGGCGUCAGCUACAGGGGGCCUCGAGAGCGUAUCAACCCGGGUAACAACAUUCACGUCCAAUGGGACAAUGUUCAUCUCGACGGAAAUGGUGACUCAGAAUGUCCCAGGCUUCAAUUCUCCUUGGGGAACCAGCCAAAGCACGGGUUUGACUCAGCAAGCUAUCGGAGAUGUGACCACUGGCGGGAAUUCAAAGAGAGCCGUGGUAAUUGGAGGAGUAAUCGGUGGAAUAGCCCUUGGAAUCCUCCUCAUCGCCCCCCUCGUCUACUAUCUAAGACGACAUAGGAAAAAUCGGAGAAGGAUGCUUAUCCACCGGUAUCCCAAUUGGAGGGUGGAUGCAUAUGAUAGGGAGACCGACGCGGCACCUUCAUUGCCCAUGGCACCAACAAAGAGUGAUACGGUAUCCCUUUCGGCCCUUUGUAUCUCUCCAACCAAGGGAAGCACAAUCUCAAAUACUAUUUCAUCGAUCCACGGCCCGCUCCCAUCGACAAUGGUUUCCGCUCCAUCACCAAAGGGCAGCGAGGCCGAGACAAAUCAUUUUCGGGACUCUUCGACGCUGCUGCUCUCUUCAUCCAUUAAUCUACAAAGCCUUAUGGAGACUAUAUCACCAGCAGAGGAGUCGAGAGUUCGAGAAGUCGAUGUUGGGAUACGGCUGCAAUGGACCGAUGCUGAAGGCGCUCAUGAUACUCUCCCUCCCUCCUACUCUAAUCUGCAAUCAUAG